This is a messenger RNA of Pantherophis guttatus, 5497 nucleotides long. NCBI's taxonomy places the organism in Eukaryota, Metazoa, Chordata, Lepidosauria, Squamata, Colubridae. The record is from RefSeq and is a predicted model, not a curated record.
CCGCUGCCUCAGAGGGGUCGAUCCCUCCGCCAGCCUCUUUCUUCCAGCCUGUGAGAAGGGAGAAAGUUCCUUGGAUAAAGAGCUUGCGGGGGCAGGUUUUAUUUUGGGCAUCAAGUCUGCCUCUCUCUCUCUCCCCCCCCCCGCUCUCCCUCCCUGGCUUGGAAAGGAAGAGCCCAAGCAAGGAUGCGCCGACAGGGUUUGAAACCCGCGGAGCGGAGCGCGGCAAGCUGCAGCCUUUAAACCUCCGGCGCUGUUUCACCAGAUGCUCAGCUCCUUCCCAAAGGACCAGCUAUCAGUUGAGCCAUGGGUUUUGGCUUGCAAACCAUAGCAGCUGAAAUCAGUUGUGAUCAGAUCACCAAGGAGAAGCACGAAGGACAGACUUCAUGAACUUUUGGGGUCAAAAUGCUGAUAACGGUGACGCCACCCUAUGAACCUAUCACUCUCCAAUCGCAGGCUCCACCUCCACCUAUUCUACCAAAACCUGGAACUGACAACCUUAGGCUACAGAAGCUUCUGAAAAAAGCAGCAAAGAAGAAGGCCACCUUAUCAGCACAAUCAACCACAUCAUUCCGGUCUAAUCUGUCUCCUGUAAGUGAAGCUAGUCCAGACUUGGAGCACAAUGAACGCACUUCCCCACUCAAGCCAACAGAAACUGAAGUCCGCCUCACUAUCAAACUUCCACCUCGUUUUUCAGUCAAGCCCAUCAUCCAUCAUGUUCCUUCUCCUUUUCCUAAAGCAAGACCCUUCACGUUCACAGUUACAGAACAGAGGAGUCUUUCAGAGCAUCUUAAACUAACAGUCUCACCUGCCAUAUCUCCGCAUUACAGACCGACAACUCCCGAGUCACCAAGGCAAUCCACAGAGUUCCCUUCAGGUCCCCCUACUCGCUUGUCCCCUGCCUUUGUUUCUCAUGAACAUCCCAUUUCCUACACUCCUCAAGUGGAGACUCCAGUCAUGGUCACUCAUGUGGCUGAAACGCAUUCCUCUUUUCAUAGUGUGCAAGCACCAAGGGUUAAGUCUCCACUAAUAGGGCAGCCAGAGGAAUAUUCAAGUCGCGUUCAUUUGCAAACCAACUAUGCAGCCUCACUAUCAAGCCAGACAUAUGGCACAUCUUUUGUACAGCAUCCCAGGUCACUUACACCCAAGUUAGAUGUUUCUGCACCCCCUGAACCACCCGCCAGGAAAAUGAAAGCUGAAAUACUCCAUAUCCCUAGGCAGUAUACCGUGGUUACAUCCCCAACUCAUCAGCUGGACAGGCCUCUAACCCCAAGAAACAGCAAAAGCCCUGAACCACACACUGAAGUCCAGAGACAGUCAGGCUCCAACACAUCACAGUAUAUGGGGCCAGAAACAAUCCUUCCUGCACCGUCCACUGUCAGUAUGAAGGAGCUCUUGCCAGAAAAGAUAAACCAGCAGGCUGUAUCACCACCACCACUAUCUGUCUCCCAAAGUCCUGCCAGCUCAUCCCCCAAAUCAAAGCCAACAGUGCCCCCCAAAAGCAAACUUAGUGGCUGGUCUCGUCUGAAAAAACACUUGGUAGUGGAACCUGAUGUUCCUCAGUUCCCUGUCUCAGAAUCUGAACCAGAGGAAGGGAGAGAAAAGGCAAUAACUGAAAUCUCGGAAGCGGAUCCAAGUCAGGAGAAAAAAGGAACCAAAUCAAAAGCCAUCAAGAUGUGGGAUGCCAUCUUGUACCAGAUGACCAUCAGCAAGGAAAAAAGGCCACAAGCUGAGGAAGAAAAGGAAAUAAGAAAAGAGGGGAUGUUUUCAUUCCGGCGACGCUUACCCCUGCUUCUUCACAGGCCACGCUUUGAUGCCCGGAAACUUAAAGAGCUGGCUUCUAAACCCAUGACAAAGAUCACUACUCUGUUUGAUGUGCGUCGUAUCCAACGCCAACCCCCUGAAGAAACGCAGACGGGUUUUAAUAGGAUGGCAUCUGGGUGGCAGAUGAAGGAAAGAGAAGAAUAGAUGAUUCCUUGAGAAGAUGAUCAGUGGGCUGAGAGAAUAUGAAAUAAAUCCAGAUUUUACUAAAACAGCACUUGAGAGGAGGGGGGGAAAUAAAAUAAAAUCCUUCAUGCAGGGUUACUGUCUAUAAUACCAAAAAAUGAAUACGCCUGUUUUACUCAGUUUUAACAUGGGGCUUGAGAGAGAGAGAGUCUUGUGGGUUUUUUUUCAGAAUAACAGCCUAUAUAGAAGAAAGAAGUUAAAGCAAAUAAAUAUAGGAUGGGAAAGAAAUGUAUUGGCUUGCUCCACCAAGCCUACCUUUUAUUCUAAAAUAAUGCCAAAGUUCUUGGCUUUUCUUCCAUAUUCAGUCAAAAGCAUUUUGAAUAAAGCCAAACAAUCAUCCCAUAUCAUGGUACACACAUGUUCAGACAUGUUCUCUCUCCCCAUCCCACUUUGAGGUCAAAUGCUGUCCAGAGGUUUAGGCCUUUUGGUUAGAGGACAAGAUGACUGGGAUUAUAGUAGGAGCAAUGGUGGUUUUCACAAGCUACUUUCAUGUUUCUGGCAGGAAAAAAUGAAUGUUUCUCAUACACCGUCUAAAUCUAAAUUGUAAUACUAACAAUGCACACAAAAUUGCAGUUUGAAAUCAACAGUUAUACAAGAACAAGGUUCGAGAUGGCUUCAGAUCCUAAAGAUAUGACAUUGAAAAGAUUAAAAGAUUAAGCUUAGCUCAUAUGAGCAUAGAAAGUUGUCUUGCAGGCCUCUGUAGAGACAAAAUUUUAGUUUCUCCAUCAAAAGAAUCCUGCUCUUUAGUAUCUCAUAGAUGCACCUUCCUAGAGUAGAGCCUAUGCCAGAUGAAUAGGCCCUUUAACAAAGAUGUUUUCCUUAAGGUGCUCUGGUAGCCGUACCAUUUGCAGCAUCACAAAAUAAACACUGAAUUAAGAAAAAGGGCAAGCAAUAUUGAUUGCACAAGAGUCAGGAUAAUAUUUUUUUCACGGGCCCACCUCAACAGAAACCCAAGUUGUGGAAUCUGGACAAUUCUGUGCUUCUCUUAACUGCAAUGAAAUCAAGUUAACCAUUUGCAAAAUAUAGCAUGACCAUGUCAAGGCUAUUUUCCCCUAGGAAGCAGCUGCAGACCAGUUUUACAUAUCAAAAACAGUGAAAAUCCUGUGCAAAUAUCAAUUUACCCCACUGAACCUAGCUUUUAAAUGAUGUCAGGCAAUUGCCAAUACUUGAGCAAUCAGCUCCAGAAAAUUGACAAAAAAAAAAAAAAUCCCUAACUCAUGGAGGGAAGCUGAAAAGAACUUAUCAUUAUCACCACCAUCACUAGCCAUGGAUUCAUAAAAGAGUAAUGCUUUUAUGCUAAGCCAUCUAGAAUGUUUUCCACUGAGAUACUGUAAGAACGCAGAAGAGUCAAACAUUCAUAUCAUUGUUUCAUGGAAAGAUAUUACAAACAUGCUAUUGCUAAAUUGGCAUUUUAAUAUCCCCAAUGCUAACUAACUGUAAAACAGGAAGUAGCCAAUGGCUACUGAUGUAGGAGAGCAAUAGCCAUGGACUUAGUAUUUUAUAUCCCCACUUGGCAGUUUGGGGAUUAAUGGCAUAGAUCUUCGGCCAUUUCACUAUCUUUUUCCCAUUGGUAGUUGCAAAACAUGACUAUCUGCUAUCAGCAGCAAAAUUGGGAAGAUUUAGGGAAAACCCUACCUGCCAAAAUCCAGAUAAGGUCUUGACUAUCAAACUAGACUCAAGGUGAAUUUAGGAAUCCUUGACACGAUCCCCUCAUAGAGCCAAGUUGUGUAUGCAUAUGCUUCACAGUGAUUUCUAACACCAGCAUAAAGAUGUUCCAGCUAUUGUUUUCUCCAUGUAUCAUCAGCUAAUCUCACAUUUCUGUUUCUCUACACAAUCACAAAUUGAGAAUGGAUGGCUUGAAGUGAGAAAUGGGAGCUGGUUAAAAUAGCAUCUGCCUGAGAAACUGUACAAUUAUCUCUUUAUGUCUGCUUGUUUAACCACCCCAAUGAAUGCUCAACCAUCCCAUUCCACAGUGUUGUGGAUAAGUAGAGUGAAUAAGGAGGAAUGCCACUCAAUCCUUCCAAGCUGUGAAAAAGGUACACAUCCUUCAUGUUCAGUUUGGCUAGAACAGCGGUCACCAACCAGUGUGGUCUGCGGACCACUGGUGGUCUGCGAGAAAAUUUUGGUGGUCCGCAGAAAAAUUAUUUGCAUUUUUUAUAUUGCACAACUAUGUAAAAUUAUGAAUUUAGUGGUCCCUGAGGUCCAAAAGGUUGGUGACCCCUGAGCUAGAAAGAGUAUUAAUAUGAGUUGAGUUUCAUUGUAUAUAGUUGUAUGCCCAGUUUUUACUCCAGCAUUGAUGCUUUGAAAAGUGUGAUGUGGAUAGCAGAUUUUAGGCUAUUAUAGUUGUUUGGCAAGUCCCCUGUUUUAUAUCAUAGAACAGAGGACUACUAUCACCUCAUGAUCUGGGUUGUUGUUUUUUUUCAGAAGAAUUGCCAGAAGAAUGACAGCAAAUAUACUAUUCCAAAAAUGCCAUCACAGAAAGGAUAGAAGGGAAUCCCUGAGUUCUUUUUGGCUAUUCCAGUAUUUACACUUUCAUCAUAUGACAUGCAGUAGUAGAUCAUAGUUUUUUAUCAGAUCAUUGGAAAACAGAUUUUUCUGUCAGCUGCCUGUUGCUUCAAGAAAUCUCAAAUGGGCAUGUAAGAUAUGGAGCACAGUCUCCUUUAGUGCGAAUAUAUGGAACACCAGAACUUCCUAGCCACUUUCCUACAUAUCUUUAGCAGUACCUCAGCGCUAAGAAUCUAAAUGUUGAAUUUUGCAGCAGGCAGGAAAACUGGUUUCCUACCAACCACUUGCCAAACUGAGUCAACUGAUAUGUUUGCGUUCACUUUUAAUUGGUGUGUUCUACUCAUUAUUUAUAUUAACAGUGUCUUAAAGUUUGUGUAUAGGUAAGAAUCUAAGGGUAUCCCAUGCUGUAUUGCAUAAAGGUCAGGCAAGUAAAGCAAAGUAAUGUUAAAAUCUUCUGUCCUAACUUUAAGGGCAAUAUAGUAGAAGACAAAGAUGUCCUGGACUGAUUAAACUGCCUUAUUCUUUUAAAUAGUUAUAAAAGCCAAGUUCAGUUUCAGACAUCUUCAAAUAUGUUUUUUUAGCUAAAAUUAGUUGGGUUGAGAGAGAAGUAUAAGUAAAGAAAGGAUACAUGAACCACACUAAGGUUUCAAAUGUCUAGUAGAGUAAGUGCCAUGUUUUGAGAUGAUAAUAUAAGACAAGGAAAGUAUGUUGAGCAAUGAGGAAAUAGAAAUGUUUGGUUCCUAAGAGAAAUAGAUAUACGGUAAGAAAAGGAACAGUGAUGUGAUGGAAGCAAAAGAUGCUCUAAGCUUUUUCUGAACUUAUCAUAAGUAAGUGCUAGGAUGGUUGUCGUUACACCAACAUUGAAAGAAUUCUUUUCACAGCUAUAGACCCACAUGUUUUAAAGGCAGUUCAUAUGAAAUCCUGACUCGAAAACAAUUUUUAUAAACAUUGAAUAUGUAGAUUGAAUAAAGUGUUUCUAUGAAAAAAA